Molecule: messenger RNA, 3886 nt
Organism: Labrus bergylta (ballan wrasse)
Lineage: Eukaryota; Metazoa; Chordata; Actinopteri; Labriformes; Labridae
Gene: rnf10
Product: ring finger protein 10
Biological process (GO): positive regulation of myelination; positive regulation of transcription by RNA polymerase II
Molecular function (GO): metal ion binding; transcription cis-regulatory region binding
Source: RefSeq, a predicted model, not a curated record
CAUCCGGGUCUCUCAGAUUGCUGUUUGGCGACCCGUCGCCAUUAGAGCAAGCGCUUCGUAACGGCUUUAUUUUUUUGGUCAAAAUCUUUUAAUUGACACGUUUUCCAGCUCUUGGAAAACACUUACCGCCUUGUCAAGGGCGUAUUGUUUUCCUUAACGAGUAAAAACCUAAAAUUCGGGGGUUUUGGCCCCGUGUGACGAGCUUUCGUCCUCUCCACCAUCAGACUCCAGAACUUGAGACGCCGAAAUCGUGUCUCUUAUUUUUCUCGGGUUUGUUUUGCUGUCAAGAUGUCGCCGUGAUGGGGUCUCCGCGUUUGACAGAAAUGAACCAGGGCCUUCGUUGCCUGACCCUCACUCACUGCAACCCGCUUUCCUCCUCAGUUUUUCAGUUUGAUAUCAGAGAGCUGUGCGGCUCUGUGCCUGGAGCUCGGCCUCUACACUACUCACCACACGGAGACAAACAUGGAGAAGAAUCCAAACAGCAGCACCAGCAACAAAGUUCCGCCCCGUUCCAGCUCCACAGGACCUACACCGGGCGACUCUAAACCCAAAACAGAAGGUAAAAACAAUGGAGGCUCCAAGCGCUACAGCCGCAAACGUGAGCCCACCUUUCCUAAAACCGACAGUUUCCCAGGCACUCGCCGCACCAAUUCACAGAAAAGCAAGAAUUUUGACAAGAGACCCCUUCAGAGAGGUGGACGACAGUCUGGUCUUCCAGGUGGAGGACGACGUGAGGAGGUAGCAGAGACACGCCGGGCCGAAUUUAGCCCGGCUCAAUUUGCUGGACCGAAGAAAAUAAGCUUAAACCACCUGCUGAACUUUACCUUUGAACCACGUGGAGGAAAUGGUGGCUUCGGAGAUGGAGGCCCCUCCUGUUGGGGCCGCCGAAACAAAUGGGGCCACAAGCACAAGCCCUUCAACAAGGAGCUUUUUCUGCAGGCCAACUGCCAGUUUGUGGUGACUGAUGACCAGGACUACAAGGCCCACUUCACUGAUCCAGACACUCUGGUCAACUGGGACUGUGUGCAGCAAGUGCGCAUCUACAGUCAUGAAGUGCCGUCUUGUCCUAUCUGCCUCUACCCUCCUGUGGCAGCACGCAUCACCAGGUGUGGACACAUCUUCUGCUGGCCGUGCUUGCUGCACUACCUGUCUCUGGGAGAGAAGAGCUGGUCCAAGUGCCCCAUCUGUUACGAAGCAGUUCACACUGCUGACCUGAAGAGUGUUGUUGCCAUGGAGACCAGGCAGUAUUUAGCUGGUGAGUUAAUCACCAUGCGUCUGAUGCGGAGGGAAAAGGGGUCUCUUGUGGCCAUGCCCAGCUCUCAGUGGGUGAAGGUGGAGGAGCCUGUUCGCUUUGGAGAUGCAGGUCUAAGCCCGUACUCCAAGCUGUUGCUGACCUCCCCUGCGCAGGUCCUGAGCCUGGUUGCAGAAGAGAAAGCUGUUCUGGAGGCUCAACUCAGCCAGGAGGAGGACACCCAAGGGUGCUUCAUCCAGAGUGCGCUUUGUCUUUUGCAGGAGCGAGAGGAAAUGCUGAAGAAGCAGAAGGCUAAUGCAGAAGACAUCCUCGACUUCUCCUCCCUGACUCUAGAACAGUCUCCUUGUCCCGUUGAAGAAGUGGUUGUUCACACCAGCAGCAACAAGCCUGUGCUACAGUAUUCCUCUGCAUUUGAUGAUGAAGUGGAGGAGGACCCAGAGACUGAGGAGGACCCAGAGACUGGGGAGGUUGCAGAGACUGAGGAGGUUGCAGAUGCUGCUUCUGCAGAGCUGCCAGGCCUCCCUGAAGGCAUUUUGGAGUGUGUCCUGGAGGAGCCUCCAGAGGCUACGAUGGAUGCAGCUCCAGAGCCUGAGCCUGAUGAAGCGAGUUCUGCUGGCCAUGCAGAGUGUGGCCGACCCUCGACAAGUUCAGUGCAUGGACCUUACUACUACUUCUACCAAGCUGACGACUGCCAGCAGAUGUUCCUGCAUCCUUUGAAUGUACGCUGUCUGUUACGUGAAUACGGCAGCCUGGAGGCCAGUCCUGACUCCAUCACUGCUUCAGUGGUAGAGAUAGUGGGACACACCGUAACUGAGGAUAUUCGUCGCCGUCAUCGCUAUCUGGCUCACCUGCCGCUCACAUGCGAGUUCAGCAUCUGUGAGUUGGCUCUACAGCCACCAAUCCUGUCCAAGGAAACUCUGGACACCUUUGCAGAUGACUUGGAGAAGAGAAAGCGCUUAAGGCAGAAAAAAGUGAGGGAUGAGAAGCGCAGAGAGAGGCGUAUUGAAAUAGAGGAGAACAAGAAGCAGGGUAAAUAUCCUGAGGUGCACAUUGGAUUAGAGAACCUUCAUCAUUUUCCUGCAUUUGGGUCCCCGUUUUACUACAGCAGCCCCCCAGUUCAGCCUGAUUUCACAUAUAAUCCCCCCUCACCGCUCAGCACCAGUCCAUCCUCUGACGGGAUGAGAUUCCCUACUCUGAACGGGCAAAGCUCUUCGCCCAUUGUCGGCAGUGUGGAGGACGACUCCCACUGUAUGUCCUUUGCACAGAUGCUAAGAGAUGGGAAAGCCAAAGUUGAUGCUGGGCCCAGAGUCAACCCAAAGAAAGAUAUGCUGCUAGCUCCCCCAGCAGCAGACAGCGAUGGAGAGAGCGACGGGUCAGACCGCGUCCCCGUGCCCAGCUUCCAAAACUCCUUCAGUCAGGCUAUUGAGAAGGCACUUCUGCAGCUGGACAGUGGUCCUGCUUCUCCCCCUCAACCUGUGGUUGAGCCAGAUGAGAAAGGAGGAAAGAAGAAAAAGAAAAAGCAGAAAAUUCUCUUUAGCACAUCCAUGGUUCACACAAAAUAGACCACACUGAAGUUCAAUUACAAUCUGUUUCUUUGUUUCAUCUUCCCACUUCUCUUGUUUUUACUUCCAUGCCGACCUGUCCCAGAACUAAACUAUGGAAAAAGGCUUCACUAAGUAUCAAAGGUGGUGCUUCUUUUAAUUUUUGCUCUUAGAGCAUGAUCCACCUUUUGGGUUGGCACACCAUCAGUUUUAUUUGCAUAUAUUUUCAGCUAGCUCAUAGCUUUGCAGCAGAUUCCUGUCACAAAGCUUCAUAGGAAAACAUUUAUUUCUGAUGCUAGGCAAAGUCAGGAAUAUUGUGACAUUAGGCUUUCCAGUUGUGUAUGUUUUAGGCUUUUUUUUGCUUCCAGAAACAUCAAAGGGGUUGAUGGGGGAUGUCCACCUUUCCUGAAUCAAACCCUGCGAGUUGAAUGUAGGAUCCUUGAGUAAUGUGGUUAAGAUCAUUCUAUGGUGUGUUACUUUAGAAUAGCAGUCAGCCAGCUGCAGGUAUGUGCACCUUCAAAUCUUUCCAGGAUACUCAGUGCUCUGAAAUCUCAAUCUGGUGCUUCACCUAAGAACAGAAAAAACAACAACGAAUAAAUACUUUGAUUUCUUUCAGUGUUUCAUUGGUUAGUGUCAGCCUUUUAAAAAGGACAAGUUUUGGGGAUUGCUGGUUUGACAUAACUGCCCUAGUGUUUUCUAACAACACAAGUACAAAAUGUUCUAAUACCAUAGUGAGGAAGUAAAAACAGUAUUAAAAGAGAUUAGGUCUGUUGGUUCAACAGAGAUCCAGUGUAUACUACCUGGUUUAUCCGUAAAUACGCACUUUCUUCUCAUUCAUUUCCUCCUCGGUCACCUUCUGUUUUAUAAUAUUUACUAACAUUUAACAAUACACCCUGUUUAUUUUCAGUGUUGGAAAGGUGUGAUGCAAAAGAGAAAUGCGACAUUUAAAAAAUGCUGGUGAAACCUGAAAAGAAAGGUGGAUCUGAAAUGUUUUGUUGGAGGGUUCUUUAAGUCACCUUUAAUUUUGAGCAAGUUUAGACUAGUAAGCAUAACUAGUCUGUUGAAAUGAAUAAACAAUUAUGCACAAUCAAAA